Taeniopygia guttata (zebra finch) is the source of this 11722-nucleotide messenger RNA. The record is from RefSeq and is a predicted model, not a curated record. NCBI's taxonomy places the organism in Eukaryota, Metazoa, Chordata, Aves, Passeriformes, Estrildidae.
UAGGCAUCCCCUUUCCCCUUGCCUUCCCUUCCCUUCCCUUCCUCUCCCUGCCGCGAGUGCAUGAUGCGCCGACCUCGCCGGGUCCAUUUGCGAUGUGCUUGGGUACGGUCCUGCAGAGUCGUGGGGCGAGGGGGAGGCACGGCGGGGACAGAUGUACGUGUCACGGACGGGGGGGCACCUCUUCUUUCUCGCUCCUUUCCAUUUCUCAGUCUUGCUGUGAGCAAUUGAACUUUCUCUGAACCCCUUCUCGCACCUGGGAAAGCUCGAUGCUUCGCGUGAAACCCGGGCCAUAGCUUACGGUCCUUAAAUUGACUGUGAGUUUUGCUUUUUCAAAAGAACAGCCCUGUCCAUGAUGAGGAGGCUGUCAAAAGGUGCUUUGAAUUAAUGUCAAGGGUAUGCCAGCUGAGUCCUGAGCUUUUGGAGGAAAAAUAGAAAGAGGCAAUGGGAAAGAGAAGGAGAAAGAUGUUCUCAUGUACUGGGUGCCCCGAGCUUCUCGUAAAAUGAACAAAAAAAUUUGAAAACCCAGUAAUGGGUUAACAGAAGCAGCAUGUUCAUAUCACAGAGCAUUUUUUACUUCUCAAAAAUGUUUCUUAUUUUUUCCAGUUUGAGAUACGCAUGUUUCUAGGAGGAAUUUUCCUCCAAAUGGUUAUUUAUAUUUAGGAAACAAAGAAUAGGAAAUGUUGAAUAUUCAGUCUAAACAUGAGUGGGCAUUUUUGAAGUCCAAAGCUGUUUUGGCCAGCUUGUAUUGUACAGCAGUAUUUCUAAAAGGAUUGUUUGCUUAGCUUCCAGUAACAUGAUAAAUGUAAAACACUCUUGAUUAUUCAUCAGUAUAGCCUCCUCUAAUUUAUAGAUUAAUUCAGACAAAGUGCUUCAUUUAAUAUUCUCACUGUCAAUAAUUAUUAAUUAUUGACAACAGUGAUAAAUAUUUUUGGCAGUAUAUAAGCACUCAUAAUUCUGCACUGCUAAACAGGUAGGUGAGAACUGAAAAUUAAUACUAGAUCAGACAGGUAAUGACAUUACCAGGCCAGCAGGUAAUGCUAUUAUCAAAAUCACUUCAGAAAGGGAGGCUUCUGAUCAUUGUUAAUGAAGAAAGAAAAAAAUUAUUUAAAACCACAUGUCUGUCUGAAGAUUUAUUGGCAGAGGUCAGUUUCCUGGGUUUUACUGAGGUUAAAGAGCUUUGAUCAAUCAGUGAGAUCAGUAUUUUAUGCAGUGAUUGCAUUUUGUGACAAUGCUAUCACAGCUGAUAUCAUUUCGUGACGAUGCACAUUUCCUGCAUAACUGCCUCAUUCAUUUUUAUGCUAUUUCCCCAGAGUUUGUAUUAGGCAUAGAUUAAGAUUCUGUUAUAUUAGAUGUUGGCUUCCAAGGACUUUAUAGUCAUAGAAAGAGACAGAUACAUCGUAAAAUGGUGUAAGUGAGUAUGAAGAAAAAAACAAACCAAAACAGAGUGGUAUAACAGGUGGUUGCAUUAACACACCAGCAGUCUGGCUGAUUUAGAGCUGUUCAUAGGUGAAGUUUUAGAGAGCAGUAAGACAGAGGACAGUGAAGAAGUUUAUAGGAAGAUAUUUAUAGGAAAUUAUUCUCACAUGUGAGUGCAGAGGCAUCAAAGGUAACCCAAAGGGACUUGUUUGCAAAUGUAACAAGUGAGCAAAGGAUGCCCACAACCAGAGCCAGCAGAGGCUGGGAACUGAGCAAAAACUGCAGGUUGAAUAGGCAGAAAGAGGCCUCAAAGAAAAUGCAAAGUGGAAGAAGGAAUCUUAUACUUCACGUAGCAGAGGAAAUUAAAAAAUCAAAAUGGCAUGCAGCGUGGGGUAACAUGUUUCUAAAGGCUGACUUACUUUCCAUUGAACUAAAGAUCUGUGGUCUAAAUUGUCACCAUUAUACAUCUCUCUUUGUACUAUUCCAAGAGUUCAAACUGUUAGGUUGCAUUCUUCUGACUGGGGGACUAGCAGGUCAGGCAGGCAGGCCAAGAAAGGGGCCAGAGAUUUACUGUUGUCUAAGGAUACUUAGGGUCAUGGGUAACUACUUUCAAAUUUAAAAAACAGGACAAAGGUUUGUUUGGACAAUCCUCAGGACUAUCCUGCUGCAGAAGUGGCAUAAGCCUCCUUUCUGCUCACUGUAGCCUACACUGAGCUCGUAUUAAAGGAUAUGUCUUGCAUAAAAUAGGUUAUUUUUUCCAGUUUACACCAUUGAAUCAGAGUCUUCCUUUGAGAAGUGAACACUAAGGAAAAGAAGGGGACAUUAAAGAAAAACUAAUUCUUUAACAUGUUAGAUACAAAACACUUAACUUGAAUAGUGUCAUUCCUCCUGUUGCAAUUUACUUGCACAAAAAUGCAAGAAAACCUUUGACCCUGUUCUAUCCUUUUAUGUGGGUGGAAAUCAGCAGAGACCCAAGUUCAUGUAGAAGUAGAUGAAGAUAGCAUCACCAUGGAAACCUUAACCUGAAUUCCUAAAAUUUGGGCAUCUUAAAAAUCAUGCACAUUCUAUCUUCUAUACUUGUCUCCUUAUGAUGCUUUGCACUUGACAAACAUCAGCUUUUCUAUUAAAAGAGUUGUUAUUGUUCACUGCCUCCAUUCAGACAGACGAUUUAUUAACAUACCUGAUUUUAACCAUGUGAAUUCCAUCCAUAGCAUUAUGGAAACAAGUGAAGUUAAGCAUGAGCUGAAGUACCCUGAUCAUUGCAUGCCCUACAUUAUGUAUAAGCAAGCCAGGGAAAGUAGAGUACAUCAGAAUGAAGAAAUUGAAAGUCUAGGCAAUGUCUGUACCAAAAAAUACAUUAAAAUAGGGAGAAAAUGAAGUUUCAAAUCUGUCGUUCUCAUUGGAGUUGAAUUGGAUUAAGAUAGUACAAAUUGUUUAAAAAGUAGCCAUAAGAAAACAACUGAAGGUGUGACUGUCUUCUCAGAUUAUCUGGAGCAUUUGGAGACAACUAUCCAGUUUACAUCAUCACCAAUCUGUUCUUUUUAAAAUAGGCCACGGCUGUUAAAUUGCAAAAAAAUGCUAAAUACAAAAACAAACCCACAAUAAAAAUAGUCCCAAAUACCCUAAAGUGCACACAUUGUUGAUUUCUAAAUGUUCUUUCUGUUUGUUGUUUGUAUUGGUAUAAACUAUUCUACAGGCUGUAAUCAGUAUCUCUCAGAUUUCUUUGUUUCCCAGAAACUGAGGGAUAUUUCUGAAAUCCACCAUUCCAAUUCAGUUAUGUGAUGUACUAUAGAAUAAUUCAACCAAUGAGACUGCUGAACCACUAACAAUAACAUAGUAAAAAUGACAGCAUCCAUGGCAAAGGCUUUUGCACAAACAACAAAAGUCAGAAGGCAAUCAACCAAAAAGUAUUCACAAUUUUUUUUUAAUGGUCACAUACUUCCCCAUCCAUAUUUAGAACACAGUGGUUUCAUCACUCUCACUAUAAGUAGUGAAUAGGUAUUCACACACACACAUACAUUUGUGUAACUUAUCCUCAUUUAUUCUGCAGUGGUGAAUAAAUCCUUGCUAUAAAUGAGUCUCCCUCACAGAGACAGAGAGAAUGAGAGACAAAACCCACAUCUUUAGAGAAAUAUGCCAUCUAUCUUCAUAUGCGAGAGAGAUACUCGAUGAUUCACUUAUGGCUGUGCCCCUCAAGAGUAAUAAUUUCUUCCCUUAUAAAGGCAAACAUCUGAAUGUAUUUGAGAGAUAUGCACUUUCUCUAUGCUGGUCUGUUUGACUGUCUGUAUAUAGAGGCUGAAUUACUGUUUCCAUGAUUUGUGAUUUUAUCACAGUGGAAGUCUGCCUACCCAUUAAAAAUCUGCAUUUGGCUACAGAAAUUUGUUCCAAGUUGGCACUUGAAAUAUUUGAUUUAAAUUACUUUAUUUUUUUUUUAUCCAAGAUUUGAAGGAAAAGAAUAAGUGUCAGUCUGUAUGGACUUUCCCAGAGCAAGAAAACCUUUUUAGACUGGUAAAUCAAUGUUGGUGGCCUGAAAUUUUAAACCACUAAAUUUUACAUCUAGAUUUUACUGUUGCCAAGUUUCCUUUGGAAAGAAUAGUCAAAUUUUAUUUUUUUUCCAAAAACAGCACUAAAAAAAAAUCACAUUAUUGUUUAGCAUGCAGACAAAAUGCAGAUCCUACUUUAUUUUAACAUAUGUAUUGCAUUUUCAUCAAAUUGACCAUAUUUCUGUCUGGCUCCUGCUCAUGAUGAAAUUAAUCACAGGACUUUCAGUGAGCUCAGUAGAAGCUGGAAAGAGUUCUGUACCUAUAGAUAGGGAAGGACAUACCAAGGGUGGAAGUUUCUUGCAUUGCAUGGAGCCAGGACAAUUCACUGAAUUCAGCUGAGGUCUUUCAGUAGGUUUUUUUGUCAUUUGGAGACUCCAGAGGAAAAAAAAAAAAAAAAAGCCUGGAAGAAGUUCCAUCUAGCUACUGGGUUGUAUUUAGAGGAUCUGUUGAAUAUAGACUGACUUAAGCAUAUGCUUAAACGUUUUACUACUAUAAGACUGAAGUUCACCUGCAGGGAAUAAUCUUUCAUUUAUUACUUUUUUGAGAUGUAAACAGUCACACUGUAAACCAAAUGCUUGAUACAAAGCAAACAAAAAGCAUUUUUUAAAUUUGUUAUUCUGAUAGGCUCUGAACAAGCAAAAAGUAAACAUUAUUAUUUUGCGCUGAGAUUUUAAGUGUUUUUAGAGAUGGAUGGAGGUUUUUUGAAUCACUGAUGUCAGAUUCAGAAACACACUUAAUUUCCUUGAUUGUUUCUAAAAACUAUUCCCCGUCUCUGUAGGUCUAUAAUCAGAUGAGUUGAAACACUAAUCACAGGGACUGUGAUAGAAUUUAACCUGCUUGCAUAUGGCUUCAAUCAGUGGGAAGUGUAGCAGUACCUGAUCUGAUAAGACCCAAUAGCACAAUGCCAGACAAGGUAUUGACUCAGAUAAGACAUUAUUUAACACUAUGCCUCAAUUAUAACAGAGCCUCCCCUCUCAGCAUAACAGAUUUGGUGGGACACAAGGUUGGGUUUUGGCAAUGCUGUUGCUUCUGGUUCUGUGUCUGGAUGCCUUUCAGCCACCUAGACCUUCCUGUCCCCGCAAUCAUUUGCAUGGGACAACAACAUCAUUAGAAGCUUCCAUCCCGCUUUUGCAAAAGAUUAUUGUGUUUCUCUGUGGAGGUAAUAGGCAAACUUGGUGCCUAGGCUUGAUCCUCUUGCCUGUUGUAAUUUUUAUUUAGUUUGAUGUCUUUGUUUUCAUGAGUAGAUUCUGUGCCCUUUAUGUCUGUGCUAAGAACAUUUAAUCCUUGUUCUGAAAUACUGCUUAGAAAAAGAGUUACAAUUAGAGAUAUCUCUUCUGCUUAGUUCAUCCAUUAGGGGUUUCAGCUUUUUUUCUCAUUUGGAUGGAGUUGAAACAACAUUAUUAAAUGGUAUCUUUCUUUCUUUACAUUACUGAUUUCAAAUUCCUGGUUAUUCUGGAAGUCACAUGUUUAUGCAGCUUUAGUGUAAAACACAGAAUUGUCUAGUUUACUACCUGACAAGAGUAUAUAAAAGUGAAGGUCUUGAUGGUUUAGUCUUCCAAGUAGAGUGUCAUUUGAGUAGGUAUGAUGAAGAGAUACACUUGCAUUUUCACUGUGUUACAUUCUAUUUUGGAAUUAUUUCCCUUCCUCAGUUUCAUCAGAUACAUAUGGAUGACCCACAGAGGACUUCCCAUGCAGUGUAUUCAGUUUAGCUGUCUUUUUGUCAUGAACAAUGACUAGGGAUCAAGCUGUCCUUAUAUUCAACAGGUUUUCUCUACUACUUUGUUCAGCCUGUGUCCAGAAAAUUUUUCUAUGAGCGGUUUUAAUUUUUUCAAGGGAAUUACACUCACCAUUGCUUUUGCCUUUUCAAAAUAUAAGACAGAAAUGUUUCUUAGCUUCAAGAUAUAAAAUAAAAAUAGUUCCUUUUCUUCUGCAUGUUAGAACGAAACAAAUAUUUGGCUUCCUGCAGAUUAGCUAAAACUGAAUCUUUUUCAGACUACCAGGGACAAAGUACCCAUUUUCCAGAAUGAAGUGAAAGAAGCCAAGUUUUUUGUUCCAGAAAAUAUUAAAUAGGGAUGGAUCCAAACCACAAAACUUGAAUAUAAAUCGAGAUUUUAGCCUUCUUACCAACAUUUAUGGGGUUUUGGAUCUGAGGUUUUGUUUCAAGGCAAUAUUCAAUAUAAAGUAAAUUAAAGUAGUUUCAAAAGAAGCAUUCUCCUUUUCUAGGAGGUCUUUGGGGUUCUUUUCCAAAGUUCAACAGACAAAAAGACACAUUUUCCAAUAUGCAUAUGGAACAUUAUUAGGUACAGCUGCAGUGUGAAUGACAAAAACACCAGACAAACAGACACUACUGCAUCACCUUGCAAUCAUACUGGUGCUAUCAGAGCAACUCUCACUUUGGUGGGCCCAUGGUAAAUCAUCACUGAAAGUGGGAUUGAGGCACUCAGUCUCUAAGUAGCUUUUGUGCUUUGUACUAUCUUUCUUUAGAUUUUUUUACCAUUCACCCAAGAGGAGUUAUGCCCCUAUGUUACCCCUUGGUGAUACAUUCUCAUAAACUCAGAGAAUCACAGAAUCAUACAAAAAGGAUUGGAAGAGACCUUAAAGAUCAUCUAGUCCCAACUGUCCCUGCCAUGGGCAGGAACACCUCCUACCAAACCAGGUUGCUUAAGGCCUUGUAUAACCUGGCCUGGAACAUUACCAGGGUUUAGUCACCCGCAGAUUCUCUGGGCAACCUGUUCCAGUGCCUCAUCACCCUCACAGUAAUGAAUCUCUUCCUAACAUCUAGCCUAAAUUUCACCUCUUCCAGUUACCUCUUUACUCCCUGUUCUGUAACUACAGUUCCUGAUGAAAAGUCCCUCUCUAGCUUCCAUGAUAUUGGAAGAUUGCUAUGAGGUUCCCACACAAACUCAAUGAUACCUGUGGGUCCCUUCCAACUCAGAAUACUCUGCCAAUCUGUGAAUCUCUGAACCUUCUCUACUUCCAGGUUGGAUAGCCCAAACCUUCCCCACCUAACUUCUUAGGGGAGGUCCUCCUGCCCUCUUACCAACUUCCUGUCCCUUCUCUGGAUUUGCAUCAACAGUUUCAAUACAAGACUUCUCUGCAAAGACUUGAUGCAAAACAUCAUGUAUGUAUAGGAAGUAUGAAUAAGUCUGCAACCAAAAGUAACCCUACAAUCCAUUUCCUGACCCUGUGGCACAAAGUCAUCUGUUGGUUUUAAUUGAAAAACGCAUGCUGACAUAAAUUAAUAUUCAUACUGGGUUUUGGGCAAUCCUUUUCUCUAUGAAUGCAAUACACUGUCAUCUUAAAAAAACCCCAAUGUAAAUAACAUUAAUCCUUUGCUACUGCUCGAAUGCUUUCCUUCCAAGGUUUUUUAACAUAUUCAGGCACUUGAGUGCAUUCGGUUUCACAACUUGUUUAUCUCAUAGCUGUACUGAUUAUAAAACUUCGGCAUGACCUCAAGAUUAAACAAAAGAAUGUGGAGAAAGCAUGAAUGUCCAAUUCCUCUAAGUAAGAAUUGCUCUAAGAGCUAAGAGAACUCUUUUAGCUCUUUAACUAUGGAACAUGUUAUUCCUUGCCUAUACGUACAAAUACUGUAGAUGUGGAGAGAGACAAUGCAUACAGAGUAUACAUGGCAUGAUACAAUAUUUUCAUAAAAUCAUGGAAUUUCUCAACUUUUAAAAGACCCAUAAAGACCACCAAGUCCAACUCCAUGCUCCUGCAGGACUACCUAACACCAAAUCAUAAGACUAAUAGCAGCAUCCAGAGCGCUCGUUGUCCUCUGACAGACUUGGUGCCAUGAUCCCUUUCCUGGGGAGCCUGUUCCAGUGACUGACUACCCUUGCAACAAAGAAUAUUCUGAUGAAACUUCAUCCAUUGCUUUGUGCCAUAUCAUUGAUAAUCAAAGAGAGUUCAGCACCUCUCCCUCCGCUGCUUGCCUUGAGAAAGGUGUAGACUGUGUAGAGGUCAUCCCUCAGCCUUCUCUUCUUCAAACUGAUCAAACCAAGUGACCUCAGCUGCUCCUUGUAAGUCUUGCCCUUGAGGCAUUUCACCAUCUUGGUCAUCCUCCUCUGGACACACUCUAACAGUUAGAUGCUUUUCUGAUACUGAGGAAUCCAUCUCAGCACACAAUGCUCAAGAAGGAGCUGCACCAGAGCAGAAUAGAGCAGGACAAUCACUUCCCUCCACCAGCUGGUGAUGCUGUUCUUGAUGUACUCCAGGGCAUGCUUGGCCUUUUUUGCUGCCAGGGCACUGCUGACUCACAUUUGUCAUCAAGUCAGACACCCAGAUCUCUUUCCCUGUGGCUGCUUUCCAAUCUCUUGACCCCCAGUAUAACCAGGAUUACACUGUCCUAGGUGCAGAAUCUGGCAAUUACUCUUGUUAAAUUUGACAUGGUUGGUAAUUACCCAGCUCUCAGGUCUAUUCACAUCUCUUUGUAAGGCCCCUCUACACUUAAUAGUCCAUGGUAUAUCCUAGUCUCGUAUCAUUAGCAAACUUAACGUACAUUUAACUACUGCAUCCAGAUCUUUACUCCAGGUAGUGAGAUGCUUUAAAUAGAAUAGUCACUCCUUGUUUUCAGAAGCUGAUACCUUAGGGCUUGUAGAUUAGCUUCAUUGACUCAAACUGGAGCAGAAUAGCAUUCCUGAAAAAAUGGGUGACCUUCUCUUUCUUACUCUUUCAGCUCUGAAGGUAAAUUAUCAAACUCACAGUUUUUUAAACUAGUUAACAAGUUAAAAUUAUCUGUGAUGAUAUGUCCCAACACUAAUUAAUUUUUCUAUAUACAAAAAUUUCCUUUCAAUCCUAUACAAUCACUACAGAGAGAAAAUAUAUUAGUAAUCCACUUUAUCAAAUCUGACUGAAUAGAACUUAAUUACAAAGAUGUCUUCAACAAAUUUCAUUUGAGGUUUCUGCAUUUUGAGAAAUACAAAACACAAUGUGUGAAAAUCUGAAGCAUGAGUUCAGUUGAAGGCAAUAUGCAAUGGCAGGACUGGGAGUAAAACCCCAAAACUUCACAGAAAGGCUGAGUGACCACUUACAAAGGAGAUGUGAUGAACUGAUAUCUUCUUUGCCUGUGGGAAAAUGCAGAAGGAGCAUUGCCCCUGGUGAUUUGCUUUAUUUUAUUGUUAUUCCAGUCAGUGGGUUCUAGCAGUAAUUAUCAGUUGUGCCUUCUGGUAUGUCCUGAGCCAUUCAGCACCAUGGUCCAGCCCUCCCUAUAAUCUGAUUGGUAUUAAAUUCACAUCCCAUGCUUAGUAUAAAGGUAAAUAAUAUACAGAAUUUAUCAACAUUCAUUAUGGGGAGCUGUUUUCAUGGGUCUAAGUCAGAGUAAAAAGAUACCUCAAAGCUUAUACUUAGCUAUAUACAUUAACUACUUUAGUUAGAUGGGGAUAAACUAUGAGUUAAAGCAACUCCUCAACUGAAAUAGUGAAGUUGAAAAGUUUUAGAGCUUAAAUAAGAAGUACCUGAAAUUAUAUAUAAUAUUCACAUAUUAUAUGUAAUAUAUAUAAUAUUCACAGACCCUGAAUGCUUUAUAGAACUUCUUCAGUUUUUGGUUUGUUUGUUUGUUUGUUUGUUUGUUUGUUUUUAAUUUCUUAUGUAACAGCCAGGUCUUUUCUGUGAUUUAAUUCUAAAUCAGGGUCAAGCAAAGCCUUUGCUAGAAAUACCAUCCCAAUGCAAAAAUAGUAUGGAAAAAUCCAGUUUAAAACUAUAAAUUACUUCUCAGUGGGGGAGUACGCUUAUCUUUAUUGAAAAUAAGUAGCAUAGAUUUCUUUAUAAAGGACUAUAUGAGGCAUCAAGGAAAUUUUUUACAGUAUUGCUAAUAUCUGGAGAAGGCCUUAUUUAUUUCAUACAACUACUGUAGUUCCUACCCUGACUGCUCCCCUGGGGACUAUUCAUUGUUUUACUUAUUAAAUUUUUCUUCAAGAGGAAAAAGAUAUCAGAGGACAUCACUGGUCUUUGACAGAGGUCGCUAUUAAGCAUUAGCAUAUGUUUUCAUCAGCUGGUUUUUCUGGUUUUGUUAAUUAAUUUUUGCCUAAUGCUUGAUGCUACAAUUACAAAAUCAGUUUGUGUUAGGGAAUGGCAUAAAAAAAAAGGACAGACACCCUCAUGCUCUCUCUUGUAUAUUCUGCAUGCCCAGAGUAGUCACACGAACAGACGUACUGAUAUUUACACCUGCACCCACAGACAUGACUGAAUUAUAUUCUUGCCCAGAGUUCCGCUGUCAUGAAGACAACAAUCCAUAUGUGAUCCUUCAGAUGGUUCAGAUGGUAGGAUCAGGGCAUUAAGUCCCAAUGCUAUGCUUAGAAAUAGAUGACUUGGAUCACUGACUAGUACCUUGCUAAAUUCUUCUGAGAGAGAAAAAAAAAAAAAAAAACCAGUGAAAAGGCAUUUUUAUGCUUGCAACACUGGGGAUUUUUUUCCAACUUGUUUAUCUAAGGAGCUUAAAAUUCAGAUUUUCUUUCUUUUCUUUCUCGAGUUAUUAUGGUCACUCGGAUGUCUCAUUCCAGUUUCUUAUCCGAUAAAAGUGUUUAUGGUUGAGUUACAACCUCCUGAAACAUAAGUUCCUGCUUUGCGGUGUAUGCGGAAUAUUGUGUGCCAAAAAAAAAUCUGGACUUGUUAUGAUACUUUUUUCUGCCUGUUGCAUCUGUGGACUAAUAGGAGGAAUCUUAAAUUUUCAAUUUCUUCGUGCUCUGACAAAGAAGUCAUCUGCUCUCUAUUCUUUGCAUCUUGCCUCCAUGUCUCUUGCAUGCAUUGGAAUUGGUGGUUGCACCCUUUCUUCAUGGCUCACUUGUCGGCUAGCCAGCUAUGAACAAAGGCGAAUGUUCUCAGAAAGGGAACAUUCAUUGCAUCACUCCCAUGAAAUGGCAGAAAAAAGAUUGAGGGGUAUUGAAAUAACCGACCUGCCCAGCUGCCCGGUGAUUCCCCCGACACCAGAGUUACCUCCAAGGAAAUGACAGACAACCUAAGCAAUGGUGGCCCACAUCUGAUUUAUAAUGGAAGUGUAUAUUAAGAAAUUUUUAAAAGUUCCAUGGAAGGAAGUGGUUUUAGAAUUUUCUUCAGGAAAAAAAAUAGACUCCAAGAAAUUAAGAAAAUGAAAUUAUCUUAGCUUUUAUGGCUCAAAUGUCACAACUGCAGACCAGCACAGUUGCAAUUCCCUUUUAGAACCAUGUUCAAAAUUUGUCUCCUAAACAUUUUGCGGAUAUACAAUAUUUAUUCACUGGCUAGUCUCAGUUUUUUUUGUCUGAAUAAUCUUUCUGAAUUGUGAUAGUAUUUGAAAUCGACUUCACAAGACUCUUACUCUCAUGAAGACUCAAAAAUCAGAAAAAAAAAUAAACUGAACUGCAUUUAGCCCACUCAAAGGAGAAGCAGAGGAAGAAUGGCUCAGGGGAAUCUUUUUCUCCUCUCCACUUAGCAGCAUCUGGUUUAAUAUGAUAGCUUCAGAUCAUGGCAUGGUACAGCAACACAUCUGCACAGUCCCUAUCCUCACAUUUUGUAUGCAUCCUGCCUCAGUUUUCCCAGUAGAUCAUAUCAAAAGAGAGUGCAAAUUCCUCUUCCAAAAGCUCCCAUUUCACAUCCAGAGUAUAAAUGAACAGUGUGCUGAAAACAACACCAAUGUCUUUGUUUUGAAAGACAGAAUGCUCUAAGAAUGCCAUAAAUCAAAACCUCAAUAAUGCCUUGUUGUAAAGAAAUUGUAAAUACUACCAAUUUGUGAAUGAAGUAUAUUUCGUAAUUUGUUCAUAAAAGAUGACAAAUAAAAUGAAAUCUAAACCAGA